This is a messenger RNA of Xiphophorus hellerii (green swordtail), 1462 nucleotides long. Its product is annotated as early activation antigen CD69. Bases 139 to 912 code for a protein of 257 amino acids. The transcript is spliced from 7 exons. The record is from RefSeq and is a predicted model, not a curated record. Lineage: Eukaryota; Metazoa; Chordata; Actinopteri; Cyprinodontiformes; Poeciliidae.
AUUUUGACAUCUAGAUAUUCGCAACUUGGUGUCAGCUGUUUGUUUCUGCAUCCUGAGAAAGUUACAUAACCUUCAUUGUGAACUGACCAUAGACGUUCUGAGUAAAUCGAAAGUUAGUGGAUCAGACCUGAGGCAGCCAUGGAGAUGCAGGAGAUCCCCAGUGAGAGCCCAAAAAGCAGCAGAGAGGAGGGAGCAGGUGAGCCGAUGCUGAAGGUGAUAACUCAAGAGGAAGCAGAACCAGACCAUUACGAAGAACUGCAAAGUCCAUCGGAGAAUGUCUAUGUAGAAGCCUUUCAUCCGACAGUCAAAUCAAGAACAGGCAAACAGGAUGAAGGAAAAACAGGACUUUACCGGAUGCUGUGUUUAAUCCUCACAAUAAUCUGCUUCCUCCUUCUCAUUCUGGUUUUUGUCCUCGGUGUGAAACUCCAGACUGGAUCCACAGUCUGCUCAGGGAACAGCAGAUUCGGGGACCAACAAAAUCCAACAUGCAGCUUUGAGGACUGUCAGAGUCGCUUCCCAAAGAGUCAGUUCAACAAGCUUCCCUGCCGGCAGUGCGCUAGCGGCUGGCUCACCUUUGGCAAAUCCUGUUUUUUCCUGUCCACCACCAGACUGACCUGGUCCGAGAGUCAGAAGAACUGCAGCUCCAGUGGAGGAUCUCUGGCUAUUGUUUCCAGCCAGAAUGUUCAGAACUUCCUGACAAAGAAAGGGGAACUGAAAUAUUGGAUUGGGCUGAAACAUGAAGACUCCACAUGGAACUGGGUCAACAGCAGUAAGCUGCAGCAGAGCUAUUGGACUGAAGCUGUACACAACGGAGACUGUGCCUAUCUGAACAGUGACGGCCCAGUUGAGAAGAACUGGGACAGAGCUUCCUGUGAAUCCACCACCUACUUCAUCUGUCAGCUUCAGUUCUGAUGGAAACUGUCUCAUCAACAAUCGUCUCCAUAGCAACACAACCAGCAGCUCGUUCUCACGCCACACUCCAAUCAUAUCCACGCUUCUUAGAUAAAAAAUAUGUUAAAUUUGUGGUCUGAAUUCAAUGUUAUUACUGCAUUGUGUAAUAUAUGUGUAGUUCUUCAGUUGUUUAGCUUUUAAAAAUUGUAUUUGCUGGGUUUACCUCUAGAAAAAAAAAAUAAAAAAACUACAGACUGCUGUGAAGCCUUCAUGAAAUCAUUAAUCUUGAACAUAUUACAGUGAAACUGAAUAGAGCUUGAUCUGCUCCUGUAGAAGCCUAGGAAAACUUCUUUUCCAACAAAAUAUCAGAUUCUGUAUUAUUUGCACUCUUUGCUUCUGUUGUUUUCCUGUAUUGAUUUCUUAUUUUCCUUCAUCCAUACUUGUUUCUUCUGUUAGUUCAGUUAUUUUCAUCUGAUCAGUUUUGCCAUGUUUUACUCGUAGUUUGCUCUUAGUUAGAUUAAUUUCCUGGUCUCUCCAGUCUCAUAUCAACCCGUUAGCUAAUCAGCGCAGG